AUGUCUGCUCCUAAAAGCAUUCCAAAAGAUGCUCAGGUGAUGAUCCAGAUCCUGAAGGACAUGGGGGUGACCGAAUACGAGCCCCGUGUCAUCAACCAAAUGUUGGAGUUCACUUACAGAUACGUGACCAGCAUCAUCGAGGACGCAAAGAUCUACGCCACGCACGCCAAGAAGUCCAACGUGGACGCCGACGACAUCAAACUGGCCAUUCAGUGCCGCAUGGACCAGUCCUUCACGUCGCCGCCUCCCAGAGAUUUCCUGUUGGAGGUGGCCCGGCAGAAGAACCAGACGCCGCUGCCGCUCAUCAAACCCUACACGGGGCCCCGCCUCCCCCCGGACCGCUACUGCCUGACCGCCCCCAACUACCGUCUCAAGUUCCUGCCGAAGAAGGCGCUGUCGGCCGGCAGGAUAACGGCGCCGCGCCUCAGCGUCGGCGCAGUUUCCAGCAGACCGGCUACGCCCACACCAGGAAACGUGUCGGUUCAAUCGGUGGGCGGCGCCAAGGCGGUACCGCCGGUGUCGCUGACGGGUCAGAGGUUCACCGUGCAGAUCCCGCCUCCUUCGCAGAGCGCCGGCGCCAAAAGCGCGCCGCUGACCGCGCCUGCCGCUUCCGGCGUGCUCAUCAACCCUUCUCUGAUCGGCUCCAAGAACAUCCUCAUCGCCACCAAUGUGGCCGCUCAGAGCGGCGGCGGGGAAGCGCUUAAGAGGAAACACCAGGACGACGACGAUUAUGACACCUUGUGA
Messenger RNA from Nerophis lumbriciformis (worm pipefish), 744 nucleotides. The record is from RefSeq and is a predicted model, not a curated record. Lineage: Eukaryota; Metazoa; Chordata; Actinopteri; Syngnathiformes; Syngnathidae.